This is a messenger RNA of Triplophysa rosa, 3545 nucleotides long. It is a transcript of the gene dnajc15, whose product is annotated as DnaJ (Hsp40) homolog, subfamily C, member 15. Gene Ontology annotation, biological process: protein import into mitochondrial matrix. The transcript has 6 exons. Gene Ontology annotation, cellular component: PAM complex, Tim23 associated import motor. NCBI's taxonomy places the organism in Eukaryota, Metazoa, Chordata, Actinopteri, Cypriniformes, Nemacheilidae. The coding region runs from base 72 to 527 and encodes 151 amino acids. The record is from RefSeq and is a predicted model, not a curated record. Gene Ontology annotation, molecular function: ATPase activator activity.
GUUUCUUUAUUUUGAAAUCGCCAGACCCUACAGCAGCAGAUUAGGUUGGUCCCUCUUGUCUCACCGUAGGCAUGGCGAGCCCCAGCAGCGUAGUGAUAGACGGGGACUUUAUGAGACAUGCGGAAUAUACACCAAAAUCAAACAGAACGACCGAGACAGAUAUCGACAAACGUCUUGUCAGUAAAUCCUCCAAUGGAGACUUGAUUGGAUCCGAUAGGAAUGGCGCAGCAAUCUUAUGUUGGUAUGCUUUCCAUUUAUGGAGACCUCUGGGUCAGAUUAUUACAGAAGCCGCUAAGAAAGUGCCCUCUGCGACAUUCUCUACAUACAAAGGUGGAUUUGAGCAGAAGAUGCCCAGACGAGAAGCCAGUCUUAUCCUUGGGAUCAGUCCAAAUAGCACAAAGGCAAAUGUAGGAGAAGCCCACAGGAGGAUCAUGGUCCUAAAUCAUCCAGAUAAAGGCGGAUCACCGUAUUUGGCAGCAAAGAUCAAUGAAGCAAAAGAUCUGCUUGACUCUGGCCCUCGGCGUUGACCCAUCUGCCUUCAUUUACCCAGUGUACAUCUACUUCAGUGCUACAAACACACCUAUGAGCUUCCGCAAGCCAUUGUUCUAUGCUUGUCUGCUGUUAAUCAGCUAACUCUCAACACGUUUCAGAUCAGAUCUAUCUGUCACUGAUUUUUAACACCACUUUAAUGCAACUGGGCAAAGGUAAAUCCUUCAUGUUAAAGGAUCUUUACACUGUAAAAUAACUUUUUAUAAAUUUUUUAUAUUUUUAUUUAUUUAUUGAGUUGACUUGGGUAAUGUUAAAUAGCUAUGUAAAAUGUCCAGCAGUGUAAAGAAACAAAAUGUUUCCCAUAAUGCAUAGGGACCAGGCAUCUAAAUGUUAUUUUAGGUUUGCUAAAUAAACUGUUUUACAAAUGACUCAUUGUGAUUAUUUUUGUGUUUUCACACUACCAUUUCCCCCGUCUGUGCUUAUGCUGAUGCAUGAAGUAAAGAUGCUUGUCUGGUCUGCAUGUUAGACUUAUCCAUGCAGGGCUAGAGCAGUUGGAAUUGAACAGAGGGAACGAUCUGUGUGUCUCGAGCUGCUGAUAUAUAGCCAUUUGCUGAUUGUCAGGCCUCUAGAGAUUGAUGGGAAGGUCAGGCUUGCACAACACAUGCUGCAAAAACCAGUAACGCAUUAAUGCAACAGAAAUCACAUGCAUUAAAGAGAGAAAGAAAUCACUUUUUGGAUGCAUUUAUAUCUUUAAGAAACAUAUGUGCAGACUGGAAUAUUGUAUGCUGUCUACUAUUUUACAUAAAAUAGGAUGUUACACAGUAUACUACAGUACAUUGUUGACCUGUGGCAUAAUGCAUUUUUUAACUCUUAAGCUUUAGCAGUCCAAAAUGGACAUUAAAUUGAGGUAUGCUAAUCCAUCACAUGAUGAUCAGGUUGUGCACAUUGUAUUGUGGAAUAUGGUAUUUUGCACAGAUUUUUGUGCUUAAAAAAGCUUGUCUCUUAUCUGGAUCAUUUGUCAUUCCAGAUGGACCAACAUGAAAAUUUAGCCAGACCACCGCAGAAACCAUGAUGUCAGGAUGGACACAGACCCAAUUUAUGUCCCAACUUUUCCAUUUGUUUGUUGCAGUACAAAUUAAUAUUAGAUGCUUUGUAUGUGAAGGUUUCACCAAAUAAACACAGGAAAAGGGCAGAUUUGCCAAGCUCUAGGCCCUGUAAUAAGGGAGACCAUGUGUAUGGGUUAUUAUGUGUAUGAGUACUGCUGCUCACUCUUAUAUAUGUUGAGGAUCCCUGAAUUCAAGCACUGACCCUUGACUCUGUGUAAUAUGUAUAAAUGCUAAGCCCAGAUUCUGGCAGAAGUUGCACUGUGGUCAAGCUGCACUGUUGUUAGGUUGUGUUGCUCAUGACCUCCUUAUGACAGCAGUUAUUUUUGGCCUCUGCUCGCUGUGAAACCGGCACGGAGUUCCUGAGCAAGUCUGUUCUCUGCAGGUUUCUCUGUCAGGGUAGAUUUCCAUUAAACAGUGUUUUAAAAAUGAAAGUACAAUAAAAUACAGCCAUACGUACAGUAAUGAACUGGUCUGAGAAGCUGUUUAAAAGGUUGAUUUUGGCUGAGCAUAAUACCUCAUUAAACUUAUACCAGCGUGUACAUCUGAAUUAUGUAAAAACCCAUAAGGUACUUGUGUCAACUUUGGGACAAUAACAGAUUUUUACCUGUCAACAUUUUUUAGCAGUAUUACAACCAAGGCUUAUAGGAUACCAAGUAAUGCAGAAUUAUUCUGUUUUGGCAUUAGAGGUCUUCUUUAGCAAGACUUUGCAAUUUAUAACUUUUAUGACACCUCAGCUGUCAGCCACAUUCUUUGAUGGCUCUUUGAUGCUUUAGUUCUCUUCCUGUUAUCAGAGGUUUUUUCAUUUAUCUGAUGGAAAAGAUGUAAUUCCUGCUGCCAUAUGUUCUUGGUUACUUUUAUUGAUUCAGUGACCUCUGAUUUCUUGAAUCUGUAAUAAAAGAAGUUUUGGGCCUGGUUUCACAAACAACGCUUUACUAUUAUUUAGGAUAUUUAAGUCGCUUUUACUGGUGUGCAUCUGAGGACAAAAAAUGCCACCGACAUAUUUUAAAAUUAAAAUUCUGUUAUCAUUUACUCACCCUCUUGUCAUUUUAAACCUGCACUGUAAAAAAAUCCUGUAAAAAACAGAACUUUUCUGGCAGCUAUGGGGAGCCAGGAAUAAACCGUAAAAUUACAUGUUUUUUCUUGUAAAUUUGCAGUAAUCUUCUGUCAUUUUACAUAUAUUUUACCAUAUUAGAAAAAAAUAGUAAAAAAAUAGAAAAGUUCUGUAAAAUUACAUCAUUGCCUGUGAAACCAGCCCUUGAACUUUGUAUGCAGUAUUACAGUUUUAGUUUUUUGCCUUAUUGUAUUAUGUGAAAUCAUCACACAUUUUAGGCAUGCACUAUGACGGUUAUGUUGGCUUAUAUUUUGAGAUAUUUCAUUUUUUAUUUUACUUUUAAGCUAUAUCCUUUGACAUAAAUAGCAAUGCCCUAAAAACCAUUAGAGAAGACAUGACUGCUCACAUAAACUUACCAACUAUCCAGAACACCAGAAUAAAUGUUUAGCAAUGAUCUAUCUGUCCAAGUUUUAAAUCUACUGUACAAGGUUAUUUACACUUUUAACCAAAGCUUUGUCAAACCAGCAUCGAUCCAGACAGAUGCUCUGCGGCAAGCAGACUUUGUUACCCAUUUCCAGCUUUGCUCUGCAGGAUACUUUGCUUCUUUCCAUAAAUUCAAAUGAUCAGUUCAAAGUAGAUGUGAAGACAUCUGGAAAAAAUAUCCAACUUUGUCGUGAGAAAACGUUGUGGAUAAACAUGUAGCUUUACCCAGCUUUAAUGUAAUAUACAGUAAAAUACCACAGUGCAAUGCAACUUUCUCAGCCCAAGAUGAGUCUCAUUAGUAACAUCCAAACUAUGAUGAAUGCUAUGUACGAAUAUCACCACAAAUGUUAUAGUUUUAUUUGAUCGCUUUAGAGUGUGAAAAUGAUUUUCAUACAGUAUGGAAUGUUGCUGGCAUU